This is a messenger RNA of Hippopotamus amphibius kiboko, 555 nucleotides long. Its product is annotated as rhox homeobox family member 1-like. Gene Ontology annotation, molecular function: RNA polymerase II transcription regulatory region sequence-specific DNA binding; DNA-binding transcription factor activity, RNA polymerase II-specific. Lineage: Eukaryota; Metazoa; Chordata; Mammalia; Artiodactyla; Hippopotamidae. Gene Ontology annotation, biological process: regulation of transcription by RNA polymerase II. The record is from RefSeq and is a predicted model, not a curated record. The transcript is spliced from 3 exons. The coding region runs from base 1 to 555 and encodes 184 amino acids.
AUGGAGCCUCUACCCAGGGGCCGCCACUAUGAUCCGUGCUACUACUGCCUGGGGUUGUGUCACAUGGGUCUGAGACCUGCAUCUGUGCAGGGUCCAGUUCCAGGAGCCAGAGAACGCUACAUGGAAGAAAGCGGUCUGCGCUUCAUGGACCGCGUGAACCAUGUGGGCAACAUCAACCAAGAAGGCUAUGGAAACCACGAAGGUGGCGAUGGUGGCCAGGAGCCCGGGCAGGAGCCACCUGAGGAGCCGGGCCACGCGGCGGCUGCCACCCAGGCCCAGCAGCCCGGCAACCCGCCGCGCCGUCGCACCAAGCGCAAAAAGUUCACGCCGGUGCAGCUGCAGGCGCUGGAGGACCUCUUCCAGGACACUCAGUACCCGGACGCGCUCACCAGAAGCGAGCUUGCGAGACGCAUGGAUGUGACUGAAACCAGAGUGCAGACUUGGUUUAAGAAUAGGAGAGCCAAGUAUCGGAGAAAUGAGAGAGCAUCAAUGCUUCAAGAUGAACCAGCUGCUGGCCUGGGCCAAUUUGUCGUCAUGAUGUUCAAUGGGACCUAA